GGUUCGGAUGCGGGAGACUCUUUAAGUGUGGCGGUGGAUGAGAUGCUAAAAGACGAAUAAUCGUGAUUUCCAACGUAGGAGAGAAGAGAGAGAGAAAAAACCAAAGCCACCACUCCCGUUUUCUUCCUUCUCUCCGCCAGUCCAGGACGCAAAUGUCUCCACGGCACAGACUCGCCACUGGAUUGUAGCAGCAGCCCCACCGAUGGUUUAAAAAAGGGCGUUAAGGUGCGGGAAGGGAGUGGGACAAUUACAGGAUGAGUGAGCGAUACACGCAGAUCGGAAGCAAAGCAGCUCUACUUCUAAUGGUGCUCGUGAUCAGCGUCUGCGAGAUGUCCGAACCGACAGAAGGAACGACAGCAGCGCACCACGUCCGGACGGGCACCUGCGAGGUCGUGGCGUUGCACCGCUGCUGCAACAAGAACAAGAUUGAGGAGCGGUCGCAAACCGUCAAGUGCUCCUGCUUCCCCGGACAAGUGGCCGGAACCACCAGAGCCGCCCCGUCAUGCGUAGAUGCCUCAAUAGUGGAACAGAAGUGGUGGUGUCAGAUGCAUCCGUGCCUUGACGGGGAGGAAUGCAAAGUUCUUCCUGAUCUGAAGGGCUGGAGCUGUGCUACGGGGAACAAGAUCAAAACGACCAAGAUUUCUGCUGACAGAGACCAGCUUUGGUAACGUCAGAUGCUUCACAGCGGAGUCCAGAUGAACCAACAGCUCUGGUCUGUCGGAUCAUAAGAAGGAGAAGAAAAAUGCAAAGGACCUUUCUGUAAAUAGAGACUUUCUUCUGGACUGCAAUUAAUCUUUUGGAAAAAAAACUUUUCUUCUUGAACUCUGUGGACAUCAAAGAGUGGAGUUCUGUUUGAAGGACGUAUGAUUAGCCUUACUGGACAACAGGAUUUAAUCUCUGACAUUACUCGUAGUGGAACGCAGCGAUGAACUUUAUGUUAACUUCUAGAGUAACGUGUCCGUCACCAGGGAUCCUGCAUCACGGCGUUGUCCGGAGCGAACGGCAGGUCAGUAUGUUGUAUCGCAAACACUGAGACGCGAAAUGAGAUUUUUUGUUUUGUUUUGUUUAACAGUCGGUUUGUGGCUUUUCUUCUCUAACAAAGUGUCGUUUUCAAAAAGUUCAAAUACAGGUGAAAGUGUGCGGCCGAGCGGCGGGUUUUCAGGGUGAUUUUCAAAGGAAUACAUGAACACUCAUCAUUAGCGGUGUAGUAGGUGUUCCAUUCAACCCAGAUGCUGUUGAACAUUCAAGGACUGCUUGACUAAGCCGGUACUGAAAGCGCUAUAAACUGAUCAAACCUACCAGCUGUUAACAGACAGGAAAAAAAAAAGCUGAAUCCAGUCAUGGUCUAUUUUUCCUCUGAAAAUCACUCUCAGCCACCUUCUGCCACUUCUGUCAGAUUUUUCUUUUUUCUUUUUCUUUUUUUUCUUUUUUUGGUAUCGCAGCUCCGGAGUUCAGAUUUUUUGACAAGAGCAGUGUAAAUUAAAAACACAGCAUCUGGUCGCCAGCGGGGUGAUGACAGCACAUCGUUCCCCCAAACUGUUUUCAACUAGUUACUCCAGUCUGAUUUGCUGAUCACCUCUCAGCAGGUAUCGCUGACACCUCCUUCGUCUGUGUAAGUGAUGACAUCAGUAAUAAACUAUGGUU
This is a messenger RNA of Stegastes partitus (bicolor damselfish), 1644 nucleotides long. RefSeq names its product protein FAM19A2. The record is from RefSeq and is a predicted model, not a curated record. Gene Ontology annotation, molecular function: receptor ligand activity. NCBI's taxonomy places the organism in Eukaryota, Metazoa, Chordata, Actinopteri, Pomacentridae. The transcript is spliced from 6 exons. The coding region runs from base 255 to 668 and encodes 137 amino acids.